AUGGGGUCACGUGGAUCAAAAUUUCGUGAGGAAACGUUGAAAAAAUACGAGAAAAUUAUAGGAAAAGACGGACCUUCAUGGGGAUAUGGGGAUUAUAUACGUUUUUUGACAGAAGAAAUUAAUAAUAGAAGUUGGGAUGAUAACAAAUAUAAUGAGUUUUUAAAGGAUAAAGGCUGGGAUCUAAGAAUAACGUCUAAUACAGUGAAUAAAAUAUGUGCGUGGGAAAAAGUCCAACAAGAUAUAUUUCAAGCAGUUAUGGAUAAUUAUUCAACUACGCCUUUUACGUGGGAAGAAAAGGCAAAAGGGUUAAUAGAAAAUGCACGUAAUAUUCAUUUUAAUAAACAGACAUGUGAUAAUUUUAAUCAUACAUUAACUGAAGAGAUUGAUAUCGUUCCGAACGUUCAAAAAGGCAAAUGUGAUUUAAAUAUUGUAGAUAAUUUAUGUAUACCUUUAAGACGAUCGAGAUUUCAGUUCGGAAACAUAAGUGAUAAUAUAAGGGAUAUAAAAUCAGGGAAGGAAGGAACAGAAAAUAUGCGAUCAAUUUCUGCUAUAACGACCGCUAUAGGAAUACUUGCGAGACAAAUUACUGAUAAUAUUGUACAAUUAAAAACGGAAUACCGAGAUAAUAAAGAUUUGUGUACAUUUUUGAGACGAACAUAUGCUGAUUACAAAGAUAUAAUUGCAAAUAAAGAUAUAGCAGAUAAUAGAAUAUCUAAAGGUUUACAAUGUUUAUUGAAUGAAUCAAAGACCGAACUUAAAGGAAAUAAUUCUCCUUUGUCGUUACUUGAAAAAUAUUUUAAAGAUGUAGUUGAAGAAAAGUUAAAUGACGAACGUGUGUAUGAUGGUGAAGAUAAAAAUAUAAAAUGCAAUUUAGAUCAUAGUUAUUACAAGGAUAAACCUCAAUGUUUACGUUUUUUGGAAGAAUGGUUUGAGGAUUACUCAAAAGAAAAGGAACUUUUCGAAACAAGUUUAAAAGAUAUAUGUAUUGAAGGAAAAACAAAAGAGAAGACAUUGUAUAAUGGAAUAAAAUACAAAAUACCUUGCUCACAAUACUGUUAUGAGUAUGAACGCUUAUUGAAUAAACGUAAAAUAUGUUAUAAUGAUUAUUUAUCUAAAUGCAAAGAAAAUUUGAAAGACGACCCUAAUUAUAAGGAUGAUACGUUAUAUCAGUCAGAAGUGGAAAGUAUUGAAAGAAAAACAAAAGAGAAAUAUAAAUGUAGUGACGAAGAUUGCGGAACAGAUGGUAAAAUUAAUUUGGAUCCUUUUUUUGACGCUAAAAAACUUUCUACAAAUAAAACAUAUUGUUGUGGAUGUAUUCAUGAACUUAAGGAUAUAUUAAAUGUAUUUAGAACAAAAGAUAAAGAUUCCAGUUAUAUUGAUGCGAUAUUAAAUAAAUUGAAAAUAUGUGCACCAAUAGAUAACGAUUUAAAUGGAACUACAAACAAUAAAAUAAGAACUAAUGAUGGAAGAGAAACAGAGAUAUGUGAUAUACAUUUUACUAAUUCUAAUUUGAAAGGUACACAUACGUGUUAUACCAUUCCAUGUACAAACAAUAUAAAAAAUGAGAAAUCAUGGAUAUGUGAUUCUAAAAAAGGUACAUCUGGAGAAGGUUUAAAAACUGGGUGGGGUGAUGCAGCAAAAAGUGCCUGUUUACCACCAAGAACACAACGGUUAUGUCUAGGAAGAAUACAUGAUAAUAAUUGUACAACACAAAAUAUUGAAUAUAUUUACACUAAUAAUAAAUUAUUGACUGAAUUAAUUAUUGCAGCACGAUUUGAAGGUGCACAAUUACAUAACAAAUAUAUAAGUCUUGAUAAAGAUAAUAGAAAUGAGGAAGAAAAAAUAAAAAGAUUAUGCAAUGCUGCAAAAUAUAGUUUUGCCGAUCUAGGAGAUGUGGUUAAAGGAACAAGUAUAUGGGAAAGUAAUGAUACUAAAAUGAUGGAAAAUAAUUUAAGAACCAUAUUUGGAAAAAUACAUAAGAAUAUAGAUACAUGGAAGCGAACAAUAUAUGAAGAUACUGAUAAAAGUCCAAAAUAUCUGAAAUUGCGUGAAGUCUGGUGGAACACUAAUAGGCAAUAUAUAUGGAAAGCUUUAGUUUGUGGCAUCAACAGUGUAUCUGGAAAUAACACAAUUACAUGUAUAUCAAAAGAUGAACCACCUAAUAUCGAUUAUAUGCCGCAAUUUUUACGUUGGCUAAUUGAAUGGAGUGGGAAUUUCUGUGAGGAAAAAAAAAUAAAAUUUGAUGAAGUAAAAAAUGCUUGUCAAAAAUGUAAUAAGGGAAAUACUUGUGUGCCAGGUAGUAAUGAAUGUAUUGAAUGUGCUGAAAAAUGCAAAGAGUACCAAACGUUUAUUAAGGAUGGAAAUGACAAAUAUACAAAACAAAAACUUCAAUAUGAAAAAGAAAUAAAUGAAAUAAGCAGUAAAUAUAGAAAAAUGCAAAAUUUUUAUAACGCUAAUAUUCAAAAAAACAAAGAGGACGAAUUUUAUAAUUUUUUAAAUUAUACUAAUAGAAAUUCUGGAAGUUUUUUGAAUGAUUAUAUGAAAAAUAAAAAUUUGUGCAAACCUAGCCAUGUUGGAAGUAGCCGUAAUAACAUUGAUUUUAUUAAUGUAAAGGAAAUCUUUAAUGAUACACCUAAGGGUUACGAAAUAGGUUGUUCAUGUAGUAACAAUACAUCUCAAUCGCACAACCUACCGGGAUCAUCAUCAUCAGAUAAUUCUAAUUCAGAAAAUAUUAAUAUUAGAGCAUAUUUAAAUAAGGAUGCAUGUUUAAUUAAUGAAAAAGUUGAUGGUGUAUAUAAGGGAAAUAAUUUUCCGUGUAAAUCAAAAGUGUCCGGAACACAGAAAAAUUGGGAAUGCAAUUUUAAUAGUCGAAAUGGUUUUUCGUUAAAACAAUCGUGGAGUAAGGACGGCAAAGGUGCAUGUUUACCUCCUAUGACACAAGAAUUAUGUUUAGGUAAUCUUAACAAUAACGAUUUAAAAGACAAAAUUGAUAGCGCGGUAUCAGAUGGAGAUAAAAACAAAAAGAAUAUCAAAUUAUUGGAAGAACUAGUCCUUGCAGCAAAAUAUGAUGGAGAAAAACUUUGGGAAAAAAACCAAAAUAAAAAUGAUAAUACAAGUGUCUGCUUACAAUUACGUAACAGAUAUUCUGAUUAUGGAGAUUUGGUUAAAGGCACAAGCAUAUGGGAAAAUACAAAAACAAAGGAUGCGGAAAAUAAUAUUGGAAAUAUUUUAACAGAUAUAUUUAAAGAAAAAAUAACUAAUGGUAUGUCGGAAAAACAGUUACGUACUAAAUGGUGGGAUGAAAAUAAAGAAGAUGUAUGGCAUGCAAUAACGUGCGGAAUACCAGAUAAUGAAACGUUUGUCAUUGCAAAGAAACCAUCAGAUGGUCGAGGAAUAGAAUAUAGUGUCACGGGGAAAUGCGGAUAUUCUCAGGAAACUCCAGACGAUGACGAAAUACCUCAAUUUUUACGCUGGUUCAAGGAAUGGUCCAACGAUUUCUGUAGAACAAAUACUGAGAAAAAAACUAAUUUGGAAAAUAUUUGUCAAGGAUGUGACGGAACCAAAGGAAAUAACUGUCCUGAUAUUACAAAUACACCUGGUUAUAAAUGUUCACAAUGUGUAUCCACAUGUAAUAAUUACAAAACAUGGAUAGAUAAUCAAAAGGAAGUAUAUAAUGAACAAAAAAAAAAAUUUACGGAAAAAAAAUCCGAAGCACAAAAGAGUACACAGAGUAGUAGUUCAGGAAAUAAUGAUGAUACAUAUUAUAAAAAAUUAAUUCUUGAAAAUAUAAAUUCGGCAGAGAAAUAUUUAGAAUCAACAGAGGACGAAACCCAUUGUGGCAAAAAUAAUGAUAUUAAUUUUGUGAAUGAAAAUACCACCUUUAAAAAUACUCCCUUAAUAUGCAAAACAUGUGAUGAAAAGAAAAAAGAAAAAAUUCCUGACAUACACGGAACAUCUACUACUAGUAAAAAAGAAUUAGAAAAAGAACAAACGCGACGAAUAUAUACUGGAGACAUUACAAAAUAUUGUAUGGGAGUAGCAGAAUUGGCAAAAAUUCAAACUACUACGCCUAUUGACCCUGCAUCGUCCACUUUUACUAUUGCAAAUAAUAACCAAAAUAAUCAAAAUAUGUAUGAAAACAUUGCAUAUAAUAUUACUGUAUGUAAUCGUGCAGAUCGUUCAUUGUACGGUGCACAAAAAAACAAUUAUAAUUCUGAAUGGACAAUAACAUUAAAGGAAAAACAUAACAAUCAAGAUGUGGAAAUAGUUAAAAAUUCUUCCGAAAUUACACAUGAGGAUUCUGUUUUUAAAAGUACCAAUGGGGGAUGUAGUGGACAUCCAUGCAAUAAUUCAGAUAUAAAAGGAAGAAGAUGGAUAUGGGGAGAAGCACAAAAUAAUAACAUAGGAUUGAAAAAAAGUAAAAAUUAUUCUAAUAACAUAGGUAUUCCUCCGAGAACACGAGUUUUAUGUUUAGGAAACAUUCAUGGUGAGGGUUGUGAUAAUGAUGUAGUUUCAAAAGUUACAACUAAUGAACAAUUAUUAAUGGAAUGGGUAAUUGUCGCAAAACUUGAAGGAGAAAAUUUAAAAAGAAAUUACGGAAAUAAUAAUAAUAAUUCUAAAUUGUGUCGAGCUGUGAAAUACAGCUUUGCUGAUAUUGGUGAUUUGAUAAAAGGAACUAGUAUUUGGGAAGAUAAAGAGAGAAAACAUCUUGAAACAAAUUUACAAAAAAUAUUUGAAAAUAUUUUUGAAGGGAAAUACAAAACAGACAUAAAUAGUACUAACGCGUUAAAAAAGUUUCGGUACGAAUCAUUAGGUGAAUUAAGGGAAAUAUGGUGGAAUACUAAUAAGAAAUUUAUAUGGAACAUGUUAUAUAAAGGAGCUGGAUUGAAUAGUACUGAUAAUUGUUUUGAUAUUGAUGAGAAGGUUACACCAACAAUAGAUCAUAUUCCUCAAUUUUUACGUUUCAUGCAGGAAUGGAUCGAACAUUUAUGUGAGAAAAGAAAAACAAAAAUUGACAAAGCAGUAUAUAGUUGUAAGGAUUGCAAAGACGAGCAAGAAAAACAUAGUGAUCUAGAAGGGAAAGACUGCUGGAAAGAUAAAGGAAAAGUAGGAAAAAAUUCAAAAGAAUGUGAAAUGUGCAAGUAUGCAUGUAAAGAUUACCAAGAGUUCAUCACAGGUAAUGAUGAUGGCGACAAUAUCUCAUGGAGAGAAAGAUGGAAAAAUGUAUACGAAAUGUAUAUGGAAUUGAUAAAAAACUCUUUGAAUAGUAAAGAUGAUGAGAAGAUGCCAUGUGGUGUGGACGAUAAAGGAAUAGAUAUAUAUUGUCCCAAACCGAAUAAUUUGUCUUUUUUUAAAAAUUUGUACGACCAAGGGUAUACAACACCAUCUUCAUACUUAUGGUUAGUUAUAAAAAACAAUAUAUGUGGCGAUGACAAACCAUAUUUCGCAAGAGUUAUGGAUGACGAUAACAACGAAAACAAACAGAAAAACAAUCAAUGGACAGCACCGUAUGGUAGUGUUUUUGGAGACCGUCCUUCUGGAUACAAAUAUGCGUGUGAUUGCCGCGUCCCGUCACGCGAAGAACGUUGUAAUGAUAAGGGAUUGUAUUCAAACGAUUGGAAAUGUGGUAAUGGAACUAGUGGAAAUACUGGUUCUGUGCAUUCAACACAACAUGCAGCGCCCACUAGUCCUAGUGCAAGUAAUAAAUACGAAAUAUGUACAAAUAAGAGUAUUACAACUGGAAAUACGAGUAGUGCAAAAAAUACUCCUGCGCGUGCUGUUGCAAACAACCAAUUGGGAGAUGAAGAUCAUAGGUUUUUUAAUUGGUUUGAUAUUUGGUAUCACGAUAUACAAACCCAAAUUGACAAAUAUGCUAAACGUGUUGAAAAAACAUGUAGUGACGAACAGACAAAGAAUAAUACUUUUCCAGGAAAUAAUCACAAUCACCAACAAAAUAAAACCAUUAUUGAUAAAGAUAAGUGUAAUGAAUGUAAAGGAAAUUGCGAAUGUUAUAAUUUAUGGACGAAAAAAAUUCAAAAUCAAUGGGAAAAACAAAAAAAGAAUUACGAAAUAUUUAAUAAUAUGAAAAAAGUUCAACAUGCUGGAAAUAACGCUACACAAACGGUAAGUUUAGGCAAUUAUUUAUUUUUUUCUUGUUGGGAAAAAUAUAUACAACAACAUUUAAAAGGGGAUUGGGAAAAAAUCCAAACCUUGGAUUCGGAAACACUAGAUUUCUUGGAAAAAAAGUGUGGAAAAUCUAUAAAUGAUGGAGAAAAUAUAUUUGAGGAACGUAUAAAUGAAGUGAAGAAAAAAGGAACAGAGUGUAAUAGAAGACAUAAUAAAUGUACUUAUGAUGAUAAAGAAUUUGAAUGUGAGAGAUAUCAGGAUGUUAGCGAAUGUAAAGAUAAAUACUAUGAUGGAUCCAUGCAUGGGAAAAAACAGGAAAAUCCUAAAAAAUGGGAAUGUAAAGAUCAAAAUACAUCAACUGACACAAAAGAUGUAUGCGUUCCCCCACGAACACAAACAUUAUGUGUAGCAAACAUGGCAAAAGCAGGUGGAACUAUAGUGGACAGUGCAUUUUCUAGUGAAGAUAAAAUGAAAAAUGAAUUAAUAAAAGUAAUGAAAAAGGAAACGGAACGACUAUACGAAUAUUAUAAAGAAGGAAAACCUAUAAUUACAAUAAAAGAUGAAACAGACAAAAGCGGUUUGCCAAAAAAUUUUUGCAAAGCUUCAGAAAGGACAUAUAAUGAUUUCAAACAUAUGGUUAUAGGAGAUAUUCCGUGGAAACCAGAUAGUCUUAAGAACAUACAUAACAGAAUUAAACAGAUAAUUACACAACAAGAAAACAAUAAAGACCCCAAAACUACUAAUUCGAAAAAAACACCUGAGGAAUGGUGGAACGAAAAUGAAUACGAAUUUUGGGAAGGAAUCAAAUGCGGAAUCAAAGCAAAACAUAGUGGUAGUGCCACUGGUGACGAAUGUGGACGUCACCCCCCUUCCGAUACCGAUGAUCCAUUUGUUUCGUGGUUCAAAGAAUGGGGCCAACAGUUUUGCAUUGAAAGGAAAACAUAUAUUGACGCGAUAAAUGAGAAAUGUGAUCCAUCGGCGGAUAAGAGGUGUACAAAUGGUAGUAGUACAAAAGAAUUAAAAGGAGAAUGUCAAAAUAAGUGUAAGGAAUACCAAAAUUUUAUAAAUAAAAGGAAAAAUGAGUGGACACAACAGAAAACCAAAUAUGAGAGAGAACAUUCUGGAAUGAAAGCCAAAGAAUUAUUAGGACUUAAUUAUCCCGAAUGUUUAGAAGCAAAUUUUGAAACAAUAUUUGACACCACUACAAGUGGUACCACGAGUGGCGCUAGUGGUAAUGAUUAUUUUGAUGCUAGGGAUAUAUGUUCGUGCGAAGAACAAAGAUAUAAAUGCGGUGCUACACAUCCAUCCACAUGUAAAGAUAAAAAAGGCGAUCUAUCCACAUGGCGUACCGGUUUAUUAAAAAAAGGAACUGAUGGCAAACAAUUACAAGGCGUGUAUGCUCCUCCACGUCGUCAAAAAUUAUGUCUAGCAAAUUUAUAUCCAAUAAUUUUUGGAAAAGACAAUACCGAUAAUAAAAAAAUUACGUUAUUGAAUAGAUUACAAAUAGUUGCGGAACGGGAAGCAUAUUAUUUAUGGAAACACUACCAUCCAAAUAGUAGCACCAAGGAUAGUGGUGAUGCCCACAAUAGAGCCUGCUGUGCUAUCCGUUCCAGUUUUUAUGAUAUUGGAGAUAUUGUUAAAGGGACAGAUUUGUGGGACGAUACUAGCAAAAAAUAUAUAGACAAAAUUUUAAACGAUAUAUUUGAAGAACAAGUACAAAACAAGAAAAACAAAAAACAAAACCAAAUAAAUCCUUAUCAAAUUAGAUAUGCACGAAAAAAAUGGUGGGAAGAAAACAGAAAGUCGGUAUGGGAAGCUAUGAAAUGUGGAGUAAAAAAUGCCAUGAAAGAUUUAAACGCAGAUGGAAAAGAAGUUGAUGAUAAUGAUUUGCCACAAUGCAUAAAAGAUAAAGAUGGUGCUCAAGGAACUUUCGAUUCAAUACCUACACCUCAAUUUGUGAGAUGGUUAGAAGAAUGGUCUCAACAAUUUUGCGAAAAAUACCAUGAAAAUAUGAGUGAAUUGCAAUCAAAAUGUAGUAAUAGUGGUACUAUUGAUGAUUGUAGUGGCAAUAAUGAAUGUAAAACUGCUUGCACAAAAUAUAAUGAUUGGAUUAAAUCAAAAAAAAGAGAAUGGGAUGGGAUGAGCAAAUAUUACGAAGAUGUAAAAGGUAAGGAUGAACAUCUAUCUAUUGAUAGAGCGGAUUAUAGCCCAAUUAUUCAACCUACAGCAAUUAAACAUUUGAACGAAAAAUGUAAUCAACAAAUAAAUGGAACAGAUAAAUGUUGUCAUUGUCAAAAUAUCGGUAAAGAGAUUAAGGCGUCCUCCACUGGUAAUAGUGCCCCACUGGAUGAUAUGGACAAUGUUGUCAAUAGAAAUGACGAUAAAUACAAAAAAUAUCUGCGAAGAUGUAACAACUGUUACAUCCAACAUAUCAAUGAUCAAAUAAAUGAAAUCCAAAAGAAAUUAGAUGAAAGACGAAAAAAAGAAGAUGAGGAGGCAAAAACAAAAUACGCGUUCGAUUGCGGCAACAGUGGUAGUCAAAGUAAUGGUGGUGAUGAAUUGUGCAAGAAAUUGAACGGUAGUUCACAAGACGAGGCACAAAAAUUAAAAGUUCCUAUUGAUCCUGAUAAUACAAAUUCCAACAAAAAUAAAGAAAAGGGUGGUAUGAAUUGUGGAGGCAUACCUAGUAACGAAUCGGAUUAUAUAUGGAAAAGUAAAGGUGGAGGAGAGUAUACAUGGGUUAACAAAUUAGAUAAUAACAUACAAAUACCUCCAAGACGACAAAAAUUAUGUUAUAAAAUAGAUGGUUCAAAAACUCAACAUGAAUUGAGAUACAAAUUGUUUAGAGAUGCAGCAAAUGAUGCAUAUAAUAUUGGUAUUAAAUAUCCAGAAUAUAAAAACCAUUAUGGAGUAAAACCUUGUAGAGCGUUACAAUAUAGUUUUAAUGAUUAUAAGCAUAUAAUUAUGGGUACAGAUAAUUUAGAGGAGGAACAUAUUGGAACAAACACUUCAAUAAAGGAUUCUCUCCAAAAUUAUAAUACAUCUAAGGGUAAGAAAACGGACGACCAAGAAAAAAGAAAAGCUUUUUGGGAUGACAACAAAGAGUGUUUGUGGAGAAUUAUGAAAUGCGGAUAUGAAAAGGGAAAAAAUGAAGCAGUCAAAAAAAAAAGUAAUGGAAAUAAUGUCCCCGAAUUAAAUACAAAAGAAGGAGGAGGUACUGAUAAUAAAUGUGAUAUGCCAGAUGAUACAAAUAAUAGUGACCAGUUUUUAUCUUGGAUGCAAGAAUGGUACAAGGAUUACUGUAAUAUAAGAUCAAAGUUAAAAUCUGAAGUGGAAAGCAGUUGUAGAAAUAAUGGCCAAAAUUUUAAUUGUGAAAAAUGUCCUAUAUCAUGCAACACAUACAAAGAAUAUAUGCAGAAGAAAACAAUUCAAUGGGAAGAUCAAAAAAAAUACUAUAGUGAAAAAAAAAAUGGAAAGGCUAGCGGAUAUACUGAAAGUAAUGCCACAGAGUACUUGCAAAAAAAAUUUCCUCAUAGUUGUGGUGAUCAAUCAAGUGGUACCAAUGUGGAAACCAAUAUCACCGCGUUGACUACACAACCAAAUUAUGAUGUAGAUGGACAUUGCGGGUGCAAGAAAUAUAUAGAAGACAACGAAUAUGAUCAGAUUUCUGGUAAAGGUAAUUGUGGAGGUUUACAAAACGAGGUAAAAAAAACACCUGGGAUUAAAUGGAUACACGAUAAUGGGACACAACAAUAUAAAUAUUUGAGGGAACGUGGAUUGACUAAACAUAUAUUUGUACCACCUAGGAGACAAAAUAUAUGUUUUAAGGAUCUUGACAAUACACACAAGGACGUUACUGAUAAAAGUUCGUUGCGAAGAAAAUUGAUGAAGCUGGCAGCAACUGAAGGGUAUAAUUUAGGUCAAUAUUAUAAAGAAAAAAAUAACAGUACAACAGUUUCAGAUAAAUAUUCGUACGACGUCCAACCUUGUAAUGCAAUGAAAUACAGUUUUUAUGAUUUAAGAGAUAUAAUUUUAGGAUACGAUAUGUUAGAACCUGAAGGACAAGGGACAGAAGAUAAUUUGAAUAAAAUAUUUACCAAUGGAAACAAACCUAGUAGUGACGCUGGCAAACCUGGUAGUCAGCAACGUAAAGAUUGGUGGAAAGAUCACGAGCAAUGCGUAUGGGACGCAAUGAAAUGCGGGUACAAAAGCGGAUAUGGUGAUGACAAACUACCUACUGGAUGCGAUGAAAAUGCGCCAAAAGAUAAUCCUAUUGGAUCUAACCGAACAGAUGGCACUGGAUAUCAGUUUUUGAGGUGGUUCACUGAAUGGGCAGAGGAUUUUUGUGUUCACCAAAAGAAACAGUUGGAGACCUUAAAGAAUAAAUGUAAAUUUGAUAACUGUAACGAUGAAAAUGACAAUGAUAAGAAAAUACAGUGUCAUCAAGCUUGUUGGAAUUACGGAGCAUUUCUGAAUAAAUGGAAAGAAGAGUAUAAAAGCCAAAAUAUUGAAUUUGAAGGCUUAAUAUAUACAACAAAUGUAAACCUUCAGGAGGAAGCCCCUGAAUAUUUGAGGGGAAAUUGUAAAGGUACAUGUUCAUGUAUUAAAGAUGGAGAUUAUAAGCAUAAUAAAUCUUUUGAAUAUCCCCCUCAUAAUUUCAAUGAAAAAUGUAAUUGCGAAUUAUCUGAUAAAAAAAAAACAGAAGAAUCGCCAAAAAAACCUAUACCUAAAGAAAAAGAAGAUCCUUAUAAAGACAUCGAGAAUUGCCCUUUCGAAAAUGGUGUUGGUACUGUUAAUACUGUUGUAAAUAAUGAAAAAUGUAGAAACCUCAGGGAAAAUAGAUAUUGUAUGAAAAAAAAAUAUGAAAAUGAAUUGGACAAAUGGACCAUAUCAGACGUCGAUCAAAAUCAAACUAAAAACAAAGGCGUAUUAGUUCCUCCAAGAAGAAGAAAUAUUUGUUUUAGUCAUGUUCCUUCAAACUAUAGAGCUAGUUCUGGAACAAAAAAUUUUCUAAAAGAUUUAAUUAUAACUGCUUUUACACAUGGAAAAUUGUUAGGACAAAUGCAUAAGGCAAAUCAAAAUUUAGGAAUGAAAAACAUGAAUUAUAGUUAUGCUGAUAUUGCAGAUAUAGUUAAAGGAACUGAUAUGUUAGAAAAUCAUACGUCUAGAAAGAUAAAAAACUUAUUUGUUAAAUUUAAUGGAAAGACACCUCGUGAACAAUGGUGGGAAGACAACAAAAAAAAAGUGUGGCAUGCUAUGUUAUGUGGAUAUAAAGAAGGAAAUCCCACUGCUGUAAUUAAAUCUGACGAAUGUACACUUCCAAAUACUAAAAAUAAUGAUCAAUUUUUGCGAUGGCUAGAAGAAUGGUCACAACUUUUUUGUAAAGAAAAAGUAGACGAAGCAAAAAGGGUUGUAAAUGAAUGUUUAGAACAACUUCAGAAAGAUAGUCCUAAAACCAUUGAUGAAAUAAAAUACAACAAAUGUAAACAAUUAUUAAAUAAAUAUAGAAAUUGGUAUAUUGAUAGAAAAUCUCAAUGGGACGGAUUAAAUGAAGCAUAUAGAUCUCUUCAUGUAAAUGGUGCUAUUCAAGCGUCAGGAAGUUCACAGGAACCAAAAGAACAAGAUGCUGAAAAAUAUGUGAAAAGGAAAUGUCCUGAAUGUGAUUGUAAAUAUAAUGAUUUGGAAGAUAUAAAUAAAGCUAUAAAUGAAAGUGAAGACAAAUUAUUAAAGGAAUUAAUUUUAAAAGCAAAAAUUGAUAGUAUUGUUCCUAAGGAAACAACAUUUUACAAACUUUUUACUCUCGGAGACUUAGGUCCAGAUAUUUUAAAAGAUGUUAAGGAAUCCAUACCUAACAUAAUUUAUGGAGGAAUUCUAGGUAGCUUGAAUACAUAUAACAUUGGUAAACAUUUGGGUGAUAAAAUUUUUAAUAAAAUUAAAGAUUUAUUUAAUAAAGAAAAGAGCAAUGCCACAAAAACUACAUCUCCAGAAAAUGAUGCAUCGAAUACUAGUAGUUCUUCAUCGUCUUCUAAUUCUUCUAGCAAUAGUACACAAGAUCCAAAUGGAGGACAAUCCAAUAAAAAACCGAACACACCCCUAACACCUAGUGUUGAACCCACAACACCAAGUAUCUCACAACAUAUUAUUCCUACAACAGUUAUAUCUAUUCUUGGAACAACAAUUCUUGGAUUAAUUUUAUACAAAUGGAGAAGUCCCUUUAGAAGUAAAGUGCAUAUCGACGAUAUGAUCCGGAUAUUAGAAAUGCCACAAAACGAUUAUAACAUACCUGAUGAAACGUCCACUAAUAGGUAUAUACCUUAUAGGAGUCAAUAUAAAGGCAAAACAUACAUAUAUGUCGAAGGAGACGAACCGGACGAUUAUAUUGGUAAUAUAUCUUCUUCUGAUAUUACAUCUUCAUCAGAAAGCGAGUAUGAAGAGAUAGAUAUUAAUGAUAUAUAUCCAUAUAAAUCGCCAAAAUAUAAAACUUUAAUUGAAGUAGUACUAAAACCAAGUAGCAAAACAACAUAUGAUGAUACAUCUAUGUACCAAAAUGAUAAUAGUAAUAAACUUACAGAUGAUGAGUGGAAUCAAUUGAAACAUGAUUUUAUUAUUAAUAUGUUACAAUAUGAUAAUAUGGAUAUAUCUCUUGAAAAUCUAAAUGGAAAUACUACAAAUACACAACCUAAUAUUGUUGAUAGUAGUAUGGAAGAAAAACCUUUUAUUACACAAAUCCAAGAUAGAAAAUUAUAUGGUAAUAGCCAGAUUACAUAUAAUAUUAAUUGGAAUAUUCCGGAAAAUAUCACAACGAAUAACGUGGAUAGUCCAAAAUAUGUGUCACCAAAUAUAUAUUCUGGUAUAGAUCUAAUUAAUGAUUCGUUAAAUAGUGGUAAUAAUAUAUAUGAUGAGUUUCUCAAACGAAAAGAAAACGAAUUAUUUGGAACAAAUUAUCAAAAAAAAACAUCAACAAAUAGUUUUGCCAAAAAAACAAAUAGCGACCCCAUACUCAACCAACUAGAUUUAUAUGAUAAAUGGUUAGAUAGACAUAGAGAUAUGUGUAACGAAUGGAAUAAUAAAGAAGAAAUGUUAGGUAAAUUAAAAGAUGAAUGGAAUAAAGAAAAUAACCAAAAUAUAAUGAAUAUAUCAUCAACUCAUAAUGAUAUGAAUGAUCAAACAUAUAAUUCAAUAAACACUCACGAAAGUAAUGAUAUAACAUUUGUUGAACAUCUUGGAUCAACAAAUAUACUACCCAAUGAUAUUACAAGAAACAAUUUACGUACAAAUAUAUCUAUGGAUAUACAUUAUAAUGAAAAUAAUGAUAUACCAAGUAAUGAUAAUUUGGAAAAUUCGUACAAUUCUUCAUGA
Plasmodium adleri (nom. inval.) is the source of this 13485-nucleotide messenger RNA. RefSeq names its product erythrocyte membrane protein 1, PfEMP1, putative. The coding region runs from base 1 to 13485 and encodes 4494 amino acids. Lineage: Eukaryota; Apicomplexa; Aconoidasida; Haemosporida; Plasmodiidae. Gene Ontology annotation, cellular component: membrane. Gene Ontology annotation, molecular function: host cell surface receptor binding. The transcript is spliced from 2 exons. The record is from RefSeq and is a predicted model, not a curated record.